This is a messenger RNA of Penicillium pulvis, 579 nucleotides long. RefSeq lists its product as uncharacterized. NCBI's taxonomy places the organism in Eukaryota, Fungi, Ascomycota, Eurotiomycetes, Eurotiales, Aspergillaceae. The coding region runs from base 1 to 579 and encodes 192 amino acids. The record is from RefSeq and is a predicted model, not a curated record. The transcript is spliced from 4 exons.
AUGUCUAUCUCACUAAAGAGUCGCGAUGGUAGAACGAUGCAGGAAAAGCUUAUCCGGGCACUAAAAGAACGGUUUCUAAAUGACAAUCGACCACCUAACGGGCUUAUAUACGAACGCAUCCGUCACUAUAAGGGGCUUCCUAACGGGGUUUUAAAUCGAAUAGCCGCUAAUGAUUGGUGGGCCGCGCUGGAGACGGUUCCUAGGAGCAAAAAGCGAAAAUACUUGCGGCUGUUUUUGAAGCACCCCACACUCCCUCGAAAACUAGACUCGCUGCUUAUUAUCACCGGUCUUUGGGAGGAUAUGCGAAUCGGGCUACUACAUAAAGUGGUUGCUAUGCGCUAUGAUGAGCUAAUCGGAUGCUACUGGGAGUUUAUCCUAAGUAUAUUCCUUAGGCUAGUUAGAGGAAGGCACGAGCUUCUGCCUUUGAUUAAUAGGGGCACAAUAAUAAGCGGUAAGCUUUUUUGCGGUAUUCUAGAUAAGCAGCGACUUAAGAUCUGGGAGCAAUUGAAGGGAAUUGACUUCCCGAUUCCGACUCUGGCUACGUUCUUUAGGGACCGACUAUACCUUGAAGUUAGCUAA